AAAACAGCCUCCUUGGCCUUUCUUUCUUUCCGCCAUUUUAUAUAUUCAGUUGCAAAGAGGGGAUCUGAAGAAGAAGAAGAAGAAGAAAGAUGGUGCAGCGUUUAACAUACAGAAGAAGACAUAGCUAUGCUACCAAAUCCAACCAACACAGGGUUGUCAAAACCCCUGGUGGGAAGUUGGUAUUUCAGACAACAAAAAAGAGAGCUAGUGGGCCUAAAUGCCCUGUUACUGGCAAAAGAAUUCAAGGGAUUCCUCAUUUGAGGCCGACUGAAUACAAAAGGAGUAGGCUAUCAAGGAACAGGAGGACUGUUAACCGUGCCUAUGGUGGUGUGCUAUCUGCUGGUGCUGUGCGAGAAAGGAUCAUCCGAGCUUUUUUGGUUGAAGAGCAGAAGAUUGUGAAGAAGGUUCUGAAGGUUCAAAAGGCCAAAGAAAAGUUGGCUGGAAAGAGUUAAACAGGUUGAAACAAGUGAUUUCGGUUAGUAGUGUGCUUGAACGAAAUUUUGACUUCAACACAAUGAUUAUAAGAUGUGAACUUAUAGAUUCUUGUGGAAGAUACUUGAUUGAUUAUGAAUGAGCUCGUUAUGUUAGUUGCCUUUGAUA
This is a messenger RNA of Erigeron canadensis, 600 nucleotides long. Its product is annotated as 60S ribosomal protein L34. Gene Ontology annotation, cellular component: ribosome; cytosolic large ribosomal subunit. Gene Ontology annotation, biological process: ribosome biogenesis; translation. The record is from RefSeq and is a predicted model, not a curated record. The transcript is spliced from 4 exons. The coding region runs from base 90 to 452 and encodes 120 amino acids. NCBI's taxonomy places the organism in Eukaryota, Viridiplantae, Streptophyta, Magnoliopsida, Asterales, Asteraceae. Gene Ontology annotation, molecular function: structural constituent of ribosome.